Molecule: messenger RNA, 377 nt
Organism: Neopelma chrysocephalum (saffron-crested tyrant-manakin)
Lineage: Eukaryota; Metazoa; Chordata; Aves; Passeriformes; Pipridae
Product: cobra venom factor-like
Exons: 2
Source: RefSeq, a predicted model, not a curated record
CCUCGUGUCUCCCCCAGGUCUUCGUCACCAACCCGGACGGGUCACCGGCGCCUCAUGUCAGCGUCCAGGCCGAUGGGUUCCAGGGCCAGGUGUCCACCCAGCGCGACGGCACCGCCCGACUCGUGGUCAACAUGCCGGCCAACAAGGACAGCGUCCCCAUCACCGUGCGGACGGUGCAGGAGGGGCUGCCCCCCGAGCGCCAGGCGUCGCGGCAGAUGACGGCCCAGGCCUAUCGCAGCCAGGCCAACUCCGGAAACUUCCUGCACUUGGCCGUGCAGGCCACGGAGCUGAGGGCCGGGGAGAACCUGCCCGUCAACUUCCACCUCAAGACCAACAACAACGCCGUCCGCGACGCCGUCCAGUACUUCACCUACCUG